Messenger RNA from Empidonax traillii (willow flycatcher), 1857 nucleotides. It is a transcript of the gene STYK1, whose product is annotated as serine/threonine/tyrosine kinase 1. The record is from RefSeq and is a predicted model, not a curated record. Gene Ontology annotation, biological process: multicellular organism development; cell surface receptor protein tyrosine kinase signaling pathway; positive regulation of kinase activity. Gene Ontology annotation, cellular component: signaling receptor complex. The transcript is spliced from 11 exons. The coding region runs from base 379 to 1659 and encodes 426 amino acids. Gene Ontology annotation, molecular function: ATP binding; transmembrane receptor protein tyrosine kinase activity. Lineage: Eukaryota; Metazoa; Chordata; Aves; Passeriformes; Tyrannidae.
UGUGUUUCACGGGCGCUGGUUACGCUCCGAGCCGGUGCCUGAGGGCUCUGCCUGUCCCUGCAGCCGGAGCAGGAGCAGCCAGACCCGUUUGGCAAGUGUGACCCUGCCUGUCAGCUGUGCUUUGGACAUCCCCGGGGAGACAGCUGAGAAGACCUUGGGAAGAAAAAAAACCUGAAGCUGGGCGGGUCCGGGGCAGAAAAAUCAGUGAAGGAGGAACUUAGUCAUAAGAAUUACAACCACACCAAGGUAAUCAUCAGCUUCGUUAGGAGUGGCCUCAAACGAACUGGGAACCAGGAGCAGGAAAAGACGACUGCAGGGCAAGAGAAGUGGUGCAAUCCAGGGGGCAGAGGUUGGAGGCCUAUUUGCUUGUAGCUGAACAUGGCAGGAAAUGUGAAGGGGUUCACACGAGUGCUCCUGGAAUGCAGCAGCAAUGACAAGCUGUGUGUGGUGCGUGAAUACCAACCUGAAGUGAUCGUCGUCCCCGCUCUCCUCGUGGGGCUUUUUGUCAUCGUGCUCACCGUGAUCCUUUGGCUCCACUGUCGAGGCUUGAGAGCAAAGCAGGAGCAGCCCCCACCACCACCUGGAACCCAAGUGAAGAGAAAGAAUCAGCAGGAAUCCUGCUCGACAGAGAACGGCUACAUCCAGCUGAGUGAGACAUCCGUGGAGGGCCUGCUCAAAUCUGCAUCCCUGGCUCUGAAAGAACUGCAGAUACCACGAGAGAAGCUCCUGCCGGGCACCUUCCAGCUGAUAAAGCAUGGUGGCUAUGGGAGCAUCUACAGGGCACAGCUGGAAACUGGGAGCUCUGGGAGGACUAGGACUGUGGUGCUGAAAGCCUCACAAGGCCUGUCCAGUCCUCAGGAAGUAAAGGAUUUCCUGGGAAGGAUUAAAUUCCACCAAAAUCUUGGCCGUCACCAGAACCUGGUUGAACUGGUUGGAUGCUGUGUGGACAAACUCCCCCUUUACAUGAUCAUGGAAGAUGUGUCUCUUGGUGACCUGCUGACGUUUCUGUGGACGUGUCGGAAGGAUGUAAUGGCAAUGGAUGGGAUCCCCUAUGACCUCACCGAGAGGCAAGUUUAUGAAGUUGGACAGCAGGUUGCAGCAGCCCUGGCUUACCUUGAAGAGAAGAAGCUGUUCCACGGUGAUGUUGCUGCCAGGAACGUCCUCCUGCACCCCAACCUCACUGCCAAGCUCUGUGGUUUGGGCCUGGCCUACGAAACCCACGCCUGCGGUGCCACCUCGGUCACACGGGGGGUGCCAGUCAAGUGGCAGGCCCCGGAGAGGCUCCUGAGGAAACCCCCCAGCAUCCAGGCAGACGUGUGGUCUUUUGGAAUUCUACUGUAUGAGAUGAUUACAUUAGGUGCUCCCCCAUACCCUGAGGUGCCACCUUCUGACAUCCUGGCACACCUGCAGAGGCAGAACAUCAUGAAGCAGCCCUCAAGCUGCCAGCAAGCCAUGUACAGCAUCAUGAAGUCCUGCUGGCAGUGGAAUGCAGCUCACAGGCCUUCCCCAGCACAGCUCAUCUGCUCCCUGAAAGCAGCCAUGAAGAGCAGCAAUGGCCACACAGUCCUGCAGGUCCCUGAGCCGGUGGUGCCUGAAGUCUAUGCUGAUGUUGCUGGUGUUGAGGUGCACAGUGUAGUGAGGGAAUACACCAUCCUCUGAAGGGCCCUUCCACGUGCUGGUGAAGGAGAAGUCACUCGAGUUUUCCCUUCCUAAAUAUUUUGCAAGAUCAGAAUGAGGGGGGAGUUUGUGUGUUGGAAGGAUCCCUUUGUUUUUCAGACGUGUUUAUGUAUCUCAGAUCUCUCCUCCAGGCCAGACACCACAAGCUGUUAUCGUUGCUAUUAAAUCGGCGUGUGGAUA